AUGGCAAACAUCGAGCCAAUGAGUAUACGGGUAGGAUAUGCUGACAUCCUGGAGCCUAGGAGGAAGCCGGGAGGCAUUGUUGGAUUUAUGACUCGGAAUUGGUAUCCGCAACAGACUAUGACUUUGGACAAGAAGUAUUCACCAGAGGAUCUCAAAAGUAUGGUUGCUAACUCUUUGUACAUGGACUCGAUUUUGGAAUCGAUUUGUUCAAGAACUGGUGUCACUAAAGAAGAGCUGCAGAAGCAGGUACACCAUUUCUUGGAAGAAAUGGGCCUUGAUAAGAAGGUCCAUGUGAUUAGGUGGAUGGGGGUGCUGUUCCUCAAAAUCUGCUUCAUGAUGAAAAUCAAGAUGUAUGUCAAUGAAGCUGCUGUAUUUAAGCUGAAGUCGAUAAUGGGCAACAAUCCAGUCCUGUUCCUGCCCACCCACAGGAGUUACGCAGAUUUCUGCCUGAUGACCUAUCUGUGUUACCAUUUCAACAUCGAUUUCCCAGCCGUAGCUGCUGGCAUGGAUUUCUACUCCAUGGCGGUAAUAGGUCGUCGUAUGAGGGAGACUGGCGCCUUCUACAUCCGUCGCACGUUAGGCGGAGAUGAAUUGUACGCUGUCACUCUGAAACAGUACGUCAAGACUGUGGUGGCUAAACAUACUGCACCCAUUGAAUUUUUCCUUGAGGGAACUCGCAGCCGGAGCAACAAGAGCAUGCCCCCUAAAUAUGGUAUGUUGUCCAUGGCAAUGGUUCCAUUCUUCUCUCAUGAGGUGUCUGACAUCACUAUUGUGCCCGUGAACAUCAGCUACGACAGGCUCAUGGAGACUACUCUGUUUGCUUACGAACAUCUUGGAGUGCCCAAGCCUAAAGAGUCCACUGGGGGCUUCCUUAGAGCGCUGCACAAUUUGAACGAUCAUUUUGGCAACAUCUACCUCAACGUUGGCGAACCAAUUUCUGCCAGGGAAUUCUUUAACCGCUAUUCCCAAGUAUUAAAUUCUCCAGAGACGUCUAAGCCCAUGGAUUUGCAGGCGGUCACACCGGAACAGUUCAAACAAGUGCAGUUGCUUGCAGACUAUGUCAUAAGUAUGCAACAGAAGAACACGAUAAUAACCAUCUCCAAUCUUGUGGCCCUCGUUUUGAUGCAGAGCCUUUCAGUUAAUAGAGUUUUGAGGAUUGAUGAAGUGUAUGCAGAAGUCGAAUGGUUUAUUGAUGAAUUAGGGUUGUUUGGAGCUCCAGUGUUUAUGGAUAUAAAAGGCGCCAUCGAAAGGAUCCUUGUGGUGCAUCAGAAGAUAAUGAAGUUGGAUCACGAGAAACGGCUGAAACUGGUCAUUGGAAACCCGACGGAGAUAUCGGAUGAAGUCAAAAAUAAAAUUAAGGGCCAAAUACUUCAGCCUGAGACGAUGGCGACGGCGGUGUCAGUGAUCCAACUCCAGUUGUACGUGAACCCAGUGGUUCACUACCUAGUGCCCGCUGCUCUCACCUAUCUUUCUGUGUUUUGCGAUCCUGGUCGAACUACAAGGGUAUACAGUGAACGAGUUAGGCAUCUGAGGAAAAUGCUUAGUCACGAGUUUUUCUACUUAGAAUCAGACGUAAAAGAUAAAUUUAAAAAUGCGGUUGAGUACUGCGUGCAAUCCGACGUCCUUGUGUAUGACGCCCAAGGGGACACGUUCACGGUCGGACCAGAUUUAAGGAAACGGUGGAUGUUGACGUGGACCAUGGCGCCUUUCAUCACCACAUUGCACGUGACCAUUUUAAUGAUGAUGGAGCAAGAAGGGCCGAUCGUUGAGGCGGAGGCGGUGAAGAUAAUCCAACGUAAAGUGGAGGAACGGAUCCAGCCUCAAGCGGGGAAGUGGCUCGGCCACCCGUACAGUCUCAGCUUAGAUGUGGCACGCAAUUGUCUCAGGGGACUCGCUGACAUUGGGGCUCUCAUUAAACAUCGAGGAGACAACAUAUCAUAUGAAAAGGUACAUUUUAAUUUGGAAAAGUCUAUAAAUCUGGCUGUGUCUGUUUUACACGUAAUUCCUGUAGACUAUAAUAACAGUAAAGUAGUUUGCAACAAACAGUUUCAGGCCCGACUUUAA
Molecule: messenger RNA, 2064 nt
Organism: Spodoptera littoralis (African cotton leafworm)
Lineage: Eukaryota; Metazoa; Arthropoda; Insecta; Lepidoptera; Noctuidae
Source: the annotation of a GenBank genome assembly